Messenger RNA from Lampris incognitus (smalleye Pacific opah), 1803 nucleotides. RefSeq names its product kelch-like protein 10. The transcript is spliced from 5 exons. Gene Ontology annotation, molecular function: protein binding. The coding region runs from base 5 to 1762 and encodes 585 amino acids. The record is from RefSeq and is a predicted model, not a curated record. NCBI's taxonomy places the organism in Eukaryota, Metazoa, Chordata, Actinopteri, Lampriformes, Lampridae.
CAAAAUGAGCACCAUGACGCUGUUUGAGGAGUUGCGACUGGAAGGAAAACUGUGUGACGCUGUCAUCAGAAUCGACGAGGUGGAGUUCAACAUCCACAAGAUCGUUCUCUGCCGCUGUAGUGAAUAUUUUAGAAUUCUCUUCACAAGUGACUGGAGUGUCCCAGAGAGGCAGGUCUAUAGCUCACUUGACAUCUCUCCAGAGAUGAUGCACCUCAUCAUACAGUACGCAUACACGGACUCUGUGCCAGUAACAGUGUCCAAUGUAGAGGAGCUGCUGGCGACUGCAGACCACUUCAGAGUGACGGGCCUCAUACGCGGCUGCUGUGACUUCCUACAAGACCAGCUGUGUCUGGAGAACUGCGUUGGCAUCUGGAGACUGGCAGACUUCUACUACUGCCCCGAUCUGAAGCAAAAAGCCUUCCACUUCAUCCUACAUCACUUUGAGGAGAUGGUUCAGGUCUCUGAGGAGUUCCUGGAGCUCCCCUUGUCCCAGCUGGCGGAGAUCCUGGAGCAGGAUGAGCUCAAUGUCAAAAAGGAGAGCGCCGUGUUUGAGGUCAUCCUCCGCUGGAUUGCUCACAUGCCAGAGGAGCGCAGAGGAGAAAUCUCUGUGCUGCUGCCCAAGGUCCGUCUGGCUUUGCUGACGCCUGACUAUUUCAUGGCCAACGUCAACAACAACGAGCUGCUGAAGGAAAGCCGCGACUGCAAGCUCAUCAUCACCAGCGCGCUGAAGGCCAUGUACGACCUCAACCUGAACAGACCAUCCGACGGCAACCACCAAAACCCGCUGUCUCGCCCACGCCUCCCCUAUGCCCUCCUGUUCGCCAUAGGAGGCUGGAGUGACGGAGGCCCGACCAAUGGCAUCGAGGUGUACGACACCCGAACGGACCAUUGGGUCAAUGUCACGCACAACGAGGAGAGUCCUCGCGCAUACCACGCUGCAGCGUUCCUCAACGGGGUCAUCUACUGUAUCGGCGGCUUCAACGGCGCCGACUACUUCAACAGCGUGCGCAAGUUCGACCUGGCCACCCGCACCUGGCACGAGGCGGCGCCCAUGCAUUCACCCCGCUGCUACGUCAGCGUGACCGUGCUGGACGGCUGCAUCUACGCCAUGGGAGGCUUUAACGGACGCUCGCGGCUCCUGAGCGCCGAGCGCUACGAGCCGGACACCAACCAGUGGACCGUCAUCGCGCCCAUGCACGAGCAGCGGAGCGACGCCGGCGCUACGACACUCGGGGGCAAGGUGUACAUCUGCGGGGGCUUCACGGGUAACGACUGCCUGCAGACAGCAGAGUGCUACGACCCCGAGGCCGACCAGUGGAGUCUGACAUCGCCCAUGAGCAGCAGGCGCAGCGGCGUUGGAACCGUCACCUAUGGCGGACGGGUCUUCGCGGUGGGGGGCUUUGAUGGUCUCGACCGCCUGCGCAGCGCUGAGGCCUUUGACCCAGAGACCAACAGCUGGAGCCCGGUGUCAACCAUGUUGCACCCUCGCAGCAACUUUGGCAUCGGGGUGGUAGACGACCUGCUGUUUGUGGUUGGGGGUUUCAACGGAAUCAGCACCACCUUCGGCGCCGAGCGCUACGACAGGAACACCGACGAGUGGCGCAACGUGGAGGACAUGCAGAUCUGCCGCAGCGCACUGAGCUGCUGUGUGGUGCACGGACUGCCGAACGUGGCCGAGUACGUGCCCCCCCGCGACUCUCUGCCCCUCCCCCGGAUGGAGGAGGAGGAGGGGGAGGCGUCUAGUUUAGGAGGAUCUCUCUGAAGAGCUCCAGUCCAAUGCCUCGCCUGAUCCAUCUGGGCUUG